UUUUAUAAAUACAAUUAUCUGACUUAUGAAUUGCAGUGCUAUUUUGACCUUUCGCUAUCUGGAUCUAGGGUUUCUCUUCUUGACGACUCCUUGUUUUUCAUCAUCAUCAUCACUAUCGCCAAACCCUAGCUUUAGCGCCACAAUUCAGAUAAAAACACCGAUUUCUAUUUGUAAAGGCUGGAUCACCAAUCACGGAUCUAAGAUCUUCUACUUGAAAAUAACCCCUAAAUUUUUUUAUUUGAUGUUUUUUUUCUCCGAGGAUCAGUGAUUUAAAAGCAAAAAUGGGAUUAUAUUAAGUUUGUUUUUGACGACGACGUUGAUUUUGAAAGAAAAUCAAAGAAAUCGAUGAUGUGUUUAUUGAAUGGAACUUUGAUGAGAAAUCAAAGGAGGGGAUAAAAACUUUCAGGGUUUUUUGGAUGGUUUUCGGCCGGUGAGGGAAAAUGUAUAAGUCGGUGGUGUAUAAAGAUGAAGAGUUACUUGGGGAGGUAGAAAUAUACCCAGAAGAGAACGAGAACAAGAACAAGAACAAGAAUUUGGUUGAUGAGUUGAAGGAAAUCAGAAUAAGCUAUUUUUCGCAAUCAAGUGAGAGAUGUCCACCAGUGGCAGUGCUUCAUACCAUAAGCUCUCAUGGUGUUUGCUUCAAAAUGGAGUCAAAGACCUCGCAGUCUCAGGACACGCCGCUCUUUCUUUUGCACUCCUCGUGUGUCAUGGAGAACAAGACUGCAGUAAUGCCGCUAGGAGGGGAGGAGCUCCAUUUGGUUGCCAUGCACUCCAGGAAUGGUGAUAAACGGUAUCCAUAUUUCUGGGGAUUCAGUGUUGCACCAGGACUCUACAAUUCUUGCCUUGUCAUGCUGAACCUUAGAUGUCUUGGCAUUGUGUUUGAUCUUGAUGAAACACUCAUUGUUGCAAAUACAAUGCGCUCAUUUGAGGAUCGAAUUGAGGCCCUACAGAGGAAGAUAAGCAGUGAGGUGGACCCACAACGCAUUUCUGGCAUGCUUGCAGAGAUCAAGCGGUAUCAAGAUGACAAGUUUAUAUUGAAGCAAUAUGCUGAAAAUGAUCAAGUUGUUGAAAACGGGAGGGUGAUCAAAACUCAAUCUGAGGCUGUUCCAGCCUUGUCUGAUAAUCAUCAACCUAUUAUUCGGCCACUUAUACGGUUACAUGAGAAAAACAUUAUACUGACUCGCAUUAAUCCACAGAUUCGUGAUACAAGUGUUCUCGUGAGGUUGAGACCUGCAUGGGAGGAUCUUCGGAGUUACUUGACUGCAAGAGGGCGCAAGCGCUUUGAGGUUUAUGUUUGCACAAUGGCUGAAAGGGAUUAUGCUUUAGAAAUGUGGAGGCUUCUGGAUCCUGAUUCAAAUCUGAUAAACUCGAACAAAUUAUUGGAUCGCAUUGUGUGUGUCAAGUCUGGUUCAAGGAAGUCGUUGUUCAAUGUCUUCCAAGAAAGCUUAUGCCAUCCUAAGAUGGCAUUGGUAAUUGAUGAUCGCUUGAAAGUGUGGGAUGACAGAGAUCAACCUCGGGUGCAUGUUGUUCCUGCAUUUGCGCCAUACUAUGCUCCUCAAGCUGAGGCAAAUAAUGCCGUUCCUGUCCUGUGUGUUGCAAGAAACGUUGCCUGCAACGUCAGAGGUGGAUUUUUUAGAGAAUUUGAUGACAGUCUUCUACAAAAGAUUCCUGAAGUUUUCUAUGAAGACGAUAUUAAAGAUGUUCCUUCUCCUGAUGUGAGCAAUUAUCUAGUUUCAGAGGAUGAUUCUUCUGCUUUAAAUGGAAACAGGGACCCUCUUCCUUUUGAUGGCAUAACAGAUGUUGAGGUUGAAAGAAGAAUGAAGGAAGCAACCUCAGCUGCUUCAAUGGUAUCUUCAGUAGUCACUAGCAUAGAUCCAAGGCUUCCUCCUCUUCAGUACACAGUGGCUCCUUCUUCUAGCACACUUUCACUGCCAACAACUCAGCCAUCAGUGAUGUCUUUUCCUAGUAUACAGUUCCCUCAGGCAGCUUCACUAGUUAAACCUUUGGGUCAUGUUGGCUCUGCAGAACCAAGCUUGCAAAGUUCUCCUGCUAGAGAGGAGGGUGAGGUACCUGAAUCGGAAUUAGACCCUGAUACAAGGCGGAGGCUGCUGAUUUUGCAGCAUGGCCAAGAUACAAGAGAUCAACCACCAAGUGAGCCUCCAUUUCCUGUAAGACCUCCAAUGCAAGCCUCUGUUCCACGAGCGCAAUCGCGUCCAGGCUGGUUUCCAGUGGAGGAAGAGAUGAGCCCACGGCAACUGAGCCGGAUGGUACCCAAAGAUCUUCCUUUAGAUCCAGAACCAGUGCAGAUUGAGAAGCAUCGACCUCAUCACUCGUCUUUUUUCCCUAAGGUUGAGAAUUCGAUUCCAUCUGAUAGAAUUCUCCAAGAAAACCAGAGAUUGCCAAAAGAGGCAUUUCAUAGAGAUGAUCGGUUGAGAUUCAACCAUGCAUUGUCUGGUUAUCAUUCAUUGUCAGGUGAGGAGAUUCCCUUAAGUCGAUCCUCUUCCAGCAACAGAGAUGUUGACUUUGAAUCUGGACGAGCUAUAUCAAAUGCAGAAACUCCUGCUGCAGUUUUACAGGAAAUUGCAAUGAAGUGUGGAGCCAAGGUGGAGUUUAGGCCAGCUUUGGUUGCUAGUACGGAACUGCAGUUUUAUGUUGAGGCUUGGUUUGCUGGAGAGAAAAUUGGUGAAGGAAGUGGUAAAUCGAGAAGGGAAGCUCAUUACCAGGCUGCUGAGGGUUCUCUAAAAAAUUUAGCCAAUAUAUACCUUUCCCGUGUCAAGCCUGAUUCUGUGUCCGUUCAUGGGGAUAUGAACAAGUUUCCUAAUGUUAACAGUAAUGGUUUUGCGGGUAAUUUGAAUUCUUUUGGGAUCCAGCCAUUUCCCAAAGAGGAGUCCCUGUCAUCUUCAACUUCAUCAGAGCCUUCGAGGCCACUAGAUCCUAGGCUGGAAGGCUCUAAAAAGUCAAUGAGUUCAGUGUCUACACUCAAAGAACUUUGUAUGAUGGAGGGCCUUGGUGUAGUUUUCCAACCACGACCUCCACCUUCAACUAAUUCAGUCGAGAAAGAUGAAGUUCAUGUACAGGUUGAAAUAGAUGGAGAGGUUUUGGGGAAGGGAAUUGGAUUGACGUGGGAUGAGGCUAAGAUGCAGGCUGCUGAAAAGGCGCUCGGAAGUCUAACAUCAACGCUAUAUGCUCAGAAACGUCAGGGUUCUCCAGGGUCUUUGCAAGGGAUGUCCAGUAAACGUAUGAAGCAAGAGUUUCCACAAGUUUUGCAACGAAUGCCCUCUUCUGCUAGAUAUCCGAAAAAUGCUCCACCAGUUCCCUGAAAGUCGUACCACCAUUUUAUCCCAAUUUGGUAUAACUACUGAUGUGACGUGCCUGCAGUACAUAUUAUAGAGAAGGGUGAGGACCAAGGAGAUUCAGAAGUGCCAAAUGGCCCUAGCCUCUUACAACAUGUGGGCUGAAGAAGCCAUGUAGACGAGAUUAAGCUUGCAGCUUCAUUUAAGAUUCUUGUGAAAGAACGGGGAGGUGCUUCCAGGCAUUAGAGUCCUAACAUUCUUGGGGUUUUCUGUCAUUGUUGUAACUUGUAACAGUUCCCCCUCCCCAACACCAAAUGCUUAUAAGCCAUCCUCGCAAGUUUUUGGAAGGCGAUGCCGCCUUGUAACUCCACUUUUUUUGUGCGGUCGAUGACAGAUUCCUUCCAAGACCAUUGAAAGAGCUUAUUUGGGUCUGGAGAUUUGUGACACUCUAUUGAUGUUUAUAUAGCAGAAGUAGAAAGAAAUAUGGCUUCGACGGCAGCUUUCGGCUAUGCUCAGAGUCACGGCUACACACAAUAGUCACGGCACACACUAACCAUUGACGGUAGUUACUGUAGUCCAAUUGCCAGUUUUCUUUCAGUGCCCAUCUCUGUGGGAAUUGGCAAUAUUAUAAUGUGUCAAUUCUGGAUUGUUACCUGAGGUGGAACUGUUUAGUGAUGUAAAUUGAGACAAUGUAAUACCCUUUUCACUUGUUAUAUUUGAUGGAGUGGAAAUUUUUCAA
This is a messenger RNA of Prunus avium (sweet cherry), 4032 nucleotides long. It is a transcript of the gene CPL1, whose product is annotated as C-terminal domain phosphatase-like 1. The record is from RefSeq and is a predicted model, not a curated record. NCBI's taxonomy places the organism in Eukaryota, Viridiplantae, Streptophyta, Magnoliopsida, Rosales, Rosaceae. Gene Ontology annotation, molecular function: RNA polymerase II CTD heptapeptide repeat phosphatase activity.